This is a messenger RNA of Falco peregrinus (peregrine falcon), 353 nucleotides long. RefSeq names its product ostricacin-2-like. NCBI's taxonomy places the organism in Eukaryota, Metazoa, Chordata, Aves, Falconiformes, Falconidae. Gene Ontology annotation, biological process: cell chemotaxis; defense response to bacterium. Bases 165 to 353 code for a protein of 62 amino acids. The record is from RefSeq and is a predicted model, not a curated record. The transcript is spliced from 3 exons. Gene Ontology annotation, molecular function: chemoattractant activity; CCR6 chemokine receptor binding. Gene Ontology annotation, cellular component: extracellular region.
CCAUCUCCCACCCACUGGCAGCCGUGUAAAACCAGGGUGUUUUAGGCAAAACAACACUGCUUGGACGCCAGGGCACCUGGGCGUGAUUCCUGCUGGCUUUGUUACAGCCUGGACACCACCGGUACCUUCGUCAGCCCCGUGAAGACGAGGGACAGGCGUCAGCCAUGCGGAUCCUGUACCUGCUCUUCCCCUUUGUCCUCCUGUUGGCCCAGGGUGCUGCAGGAUCUCCCUUGGACAUAAACAAUGAGAAAGAAUGUCAUCGUCAAAAAGGUUUCUGCUCAUUACUGAAUUGCAACUUCCCAUAUAUCAUCAGUGGAAAAUGUUCAAGGUUUUACUUCUGCUGCAAGAAGUAA